CUCAGGGCUCCACCUCGGUUCCUGCGCGGGCUCACACUCCCCCAACUCCCUGUCUUGGGCUACCGGCCCCGAGGAGCCCAACCCCUUGCGGUGGCUCAGGGAAGGAAGGAGCGGCUCCGGCCCUUCUGCCCUGGGGCGCAUUCCAGAGCUGUGUGAUCCGGCGCCUCUCCCUGGAAAUGGACCUGCCACACUAGGAGGCUGCGGAGGAAGUCGGUCGGGGAGCUGGGCCUCACACCUGCCCCGACGCGCCGCCCACGGACCACAGUUGCAGACGCGCUUCCGCGUGGUUCGCCAGCAGGGAGCGGCGACGCCCGGGUCCCCGCCCCUCGCCCCUCGCCCCUCGCCCCGCCCACACCUGGGCGCCGCUGGGGCGGGGAGGGGGCGGACAGGGAUGUUCUUGGGGCUGGCAGCCAUGGAACUGAAGGUGUGGGUGGAUGGCAUCCAGCGAGUGGUCUGUGGGGUCUCAGAGCAGACCACUUGCCAGGAAGUGGUCAUCGCCCUAGCCCAAGCAAUAGGCCAGACAGGCCGCUUUGUGCUUGUGCAGCGGCUUAGGGAGAAGGAACGGCAGCUGCUGCCACAGGAGUGUCCAGUGGGUGCCCAGGCCACCUGUGGACAAUUUGCCAGCGAUGUCCAGUUUGUUCUGAGGAGGACAGGGCCCAGCCUGGCUGGGAGGCCCUCCUCAGACAGCUGUCCACCCCCAGAGCGAUGCCCAGUUCGUGCCAGCCUCCCCCCAAAGCCACGGACAGCACCAGGUCGUGAACCCCGCAAAGCACUAACCUUCAGUCUGGGGUGUCCCAGGCUGGCCCCCAGCCCUUCAUCCCCUGAGCCUGCAGCCCCUGUAGCACCCACACCAGGCUGCUUCACAGACCUUCAGGGCCUGGAGCUCAGGGUGCAGAGGAAUGCUGAGGAGCUGGGCCAUGAGGCCUUCUGGGAGCAGGAGCUACGGAGGGAACAAGCCCGGGAACGAGAGGGGCAGGCUCGCCUGCAGGCGCUGAGUGCAGCCACUGCUGAGCAUGCUGCCCGGCUACAGGCCCUGGAUGCUCAGGCCCGUGCCCUCGAGGUCCAGCUGCGGUUGGCUGCUGAGGCCCCUGGGCCCCCAUUGGCCACAGCAUCUGCAACUGAACGCCUGCGCCAGGACUUGGCCAUUCAGGAACGGCAGAGUGCGGAGGUGCAGGGCAGCCUGGCUUUGGUGAGCCGGGCCCUGGAGGCUGCCGAGCAUGCCCUGCAGGCCCAGGCCCAGGAGCUGGAGGAGCUGAACCGGGAGCUCCGGCAGUGCAACCUGCAGCAGUUCAUCCAGCAGACCGGGGCUGCACUGUCACUACCCCCACAACCAGACAAAACCCCCUCUGGCACACAGGACCUUCUGUGCCCAGCCAGAGAAGAGCCCCUCCAGGGAGCAACCCAGGACCCUGUCCUAGUGCCCAGCCUGAGUCCUGAGGGUAUGUUUGUCCCCCACUCCUGUAGGAUGGGCUUUCCCCUGUCUUAGCUGCCUCAGCCAUUAUCCUUCCCACAGUUGCCCCCAUGAGGCAGAGUUCCUGGAGGUAGCAGCUCCUGUCCCAGAGUGGUGAAUGCUGAGGACAAGCCAGGUCAGCCAGUACAAGCCACCGGACAACAAGAAAGUCUAUCGUCACAGAAGAUUCUUUACUCAUAGAGUGGGAAGCACCAGUGCCCUGGGGUUUCUGCUAUGGGGAUGGGAGUGCUGGGAAGGGGUCACCCUAGUCUUUGCCAAGUGUGCCUGGCCCCAGAGGCCAUUCCUACUUGUUGCAGAUGGUGAUGUGUGGAUAAUGUGUUUAGCUUGUCGAUGUAUGCUGCCAAAGGCUGUGUCCUUCAUGUGUGUGCACUGCCUCUCUGCCCUGACACUUAAACCUUAAUAAACGGUCCAAAGAGGCUUGAUUGUGUCC
Messenger RNA from Sciurus carolinensis (gray squirrel), 1901 nucleotides. It is a transcript of the gene Rassf7, whose product is annotated as Ras association domain family member 7. The transcript is spliced from 5 exons. NCBI's taxonomy places the organism in Eukaryota, Metazoa, Chordata, Mammalia, Rodentia, Sciuridae. The coding region runs from base 392 to 1486 and encodes 364 amino acids. Gene Ontology annotation, biological process: signal transduction. The record is from RefSeq and is a predicted model, not a curated record.